Molecule: messenger RNA, 1782 nt
Organism: Diaporthe amygdali
Lineage: Eukaryota; Fungi; Ascomycota; Sordariomycetes; Diaporthales; Diaporthaceae
Product: major facilitator superfamily transporter
Exons: 5
Coding region: 1-1782 (593 amino acids)
Biological process (GO): transmembrane transport
Molecular function (GO): transmembrane transporter activity
Source: RefSeq, a predicted model, not a curated record
AUGAGCGAGCAGGGCAAUUUUCGAAGUGGCUUGUUUCCAGCUGCUGGAACGGGUGCCCGGUCUCUGAACCCCUUUUCUGAAAAAGCAGAAAGGGAACCAAGUAUCGAUGUCACGUCCUUCUCGUUGCAGACCUUGCCUCCGAUGACCAGUUCCAGCCAGAGCAACUCUGAUAGCUUGCCAGAGGAGGAUCGAGGUUCACGCAUCUUGGAAUUAGGUCACCAGGAGCAACUGGCACAGUCCCCAGAAAUCUCACAAGCGGAUGCGGUUGAGCCGUACCACGUCUUUGGAACUCGGAAAAAAUGGGCAGUGGUGGGCCUGAUUGGCUUGGCUGGCACUUUCUCUGGCUUGUCAUCUAAUAUUUACUUCCCGUGCCUCAACUCAAUUGAAAAAGAAUUCACAGUAUCGCACAAAUUUGGUUCCCUUACAAUUACUACCUACCAGCUUUUCCAAGGUGUCGCGCCACUUUUAUGGGGAACAUUAUCAGAAAGCUUGGGUAGACGCCAAGUUUAUGUCUAUUCUUUCAUCGUCUAUAUUAUUGCCAACAUUGUUUUGAGCUUUUCGCCCUUGUUCGUGGUCCUAUUCAUUUUUCGCGCCUUGCAAGCCUGCGGUAGCGCCUCAGUUGUUAGCAUCGGCAACGGGGUCAUUCAAGAUAUCUCGACUUCCUCCGAGCGCGGUGGUCUCCUAAGCAUGUACCAGGCUAUACGCAACUUCAGUAUUGCCAUCGGGCCUUUGAUCGGAGGCGCUCUAUCUCAAACAUGGGGAUUCCGGUCAACAUUCAUCUUCCUUGCAGUCAGCGCCGGCCUAGUUAUCAUCACAAUGGUCAUGUUUCUGCCUGAAACGCUGCGAACUGUCGCUGGAAACGGCUCCGUGCGCGUCAAAAGCAUCUUUUACAAGCCUUUGUGGGAUAGCAUCUGCAGGAAGCCAUCCGAUCUGACAGGGCCAGAUAAGACGGUCAGGAGGAUGCCGAAGCCCCGUGAUUUUGUGAAACCUCUUUGCAUGCUAUCGGAAACCGACACGCUGCUGAACCUCAUAUUCGGUGCAGUCGCUUACUCGAUCUGGUCUAUCGUUAAUGCCACUACGCCGGCGCUGCUGGGAGAGACAUUUGGUCUCAGCGAACUCCAAUUGGGUUACGCAUCUUUACCAAACGGCAUUGGCACAAUUAUGGGAUCAUGGCUCGCCGGACGGCUCAUGGACAGGGACUACAGGACCGUCGAGAUAACUUACAAAAUCGCACACGGUAUCACGGAUGAUCGCGAAAUAUCACCCAAGUCCAUACCUGGAGACUUUCCGAUCGAAAAGGCACGCUUCCGUCACGUCUUCUGGGCCGCCCCGCUGCUGGCUGUCUUGACCGCGCUAUACGGUGCCGCGCUCUGGAAGCCAUCCCUUACUUCGAAACCCGGCUGGUUGGCGGUGCCUCUGACACUACAACUCCUCAUCGCGCUGACCAGCAACAUGAUCUUCGCGAUCAACUCCACCCUCAUUACGGACUUGCAUCCCGGAAACGGCGCUGCCGCCACGGCUAUGAACAAUUUCGCAAGAUGCGGUUUGUCUGCUGGGGCUGUCCCCGCCGCCCAUUACUUGAUUGAGAAGUUUGGGCGACUGCAGACAUUCGGGGGCAUGGCUGUCGCAUUCGCCCUCUGCAUUUCUUUGGCAAUAAUGAGUCGCAUUUGGGGUAUGAAGUGGAGGAAUGACAGGUUGAGGAAGGCCGACAAUGCAAAGGCCGAAAAUGCGAAGGCCGAGAAUAGGAGGGGGUGGAUGGUCUGGAGGCGGUGGCGAUCUUGA